Molecule: messenger RNA, 15093 nt
Organism: Rhagoletis zephyria (snowberry fruit fly)
Lineage: Eukaryota; Metazoa; Arthropoda; Insecta; Diptera; Tephritidae
Gene: RyR
Product: Ryanodine receptor
Biological process (GO): striated muscle contraction; intracellular calcium ion homeostasis; release of sequestered calcium ion into cytosol by sarcoplasmic reticulum
Cellular component (GO): smooth endoplasmic reticulum; calcium channel complex; Z disc
Molecular function (GO): ryanodine-sensitive calcium-release channel activity; protein binding
Source: RefSeq, a predicted model, not a curated record
UGUAUAUGAAGGUGGAUCAGUAAUGUCGCAAGCUCGCUCCCUAUGGCGGCUGGAGUUAGCCCGGACUAAAUGGACCGGAGGUUUUAUUAAUUGGUAUCAUCCGAUGCGUAUACGCCAUAUUACCACUGGCCGAUAUUUAGGCGUCAAUGAGAAUAACGAACUAAUUUUGCUAAAAAAAGAAGAAGCAUCAAUUGCGUCAACGACUUUCUGCCUCAGGCAGGAAAAGGACGAUGAAAAAAAAGUACUUGAAGAUAAAGAUCUCGAGGUCAUAGGCGUGCCUAUCAUAAAGUACGGUGAUACCACUGUCAUUGUGCAACAUUGCGAGUCCAGCCUAUGGCUAAGCUACAAAAGUUAUGAAACCAAAAAAAAAGGUGUAGGCAAAGUAGAAGAAAAGCAAGCCAUUUUACAUGAAGAAGGAAAAAUGGAUGAUUGUCUGGACUUUUCCCGUUCGCAGGAGGAGGAGUCGAAAACUGCACGUGUUAUACGCAAAUGCAGCAGCCUUUUCACACAAUUUAUUAAUGCUUUAGAAACACUGCAGUCCAAUCGGCGUCACUCAAUAUUCUUUCAAAAGGUCAAUCUAAAUGAGAUGGUCAUGUGCCUUGAAGAUUUAAUCAACUAUUUCUCCCAACCAGAGGAUGAUAUGGAGCAUGAAGAAAAGCAAAAUCGGUUUAGAGCGCUCAGAAAUCGGCAAGACCUUUUCCAAGAAGAAGGAGUGCUCAAUCUAAUCCUAGAAGCUAUCGAUAAAAUUAAUGUGAUCACUUCGCAAGGAUUUUUGGCAAGUUUUUUGGCUGGCGAUGAGACUGGUCAAAGCUGGGACUUGAUAUCGACAUAUCUUUAUCAACUAUUGGCCGCUAUUAUCAAGGGAAACCAUACUAAUUGUGCACAGUUUGCCAACAGUAACCGUUUAAAUUGGUUAUUUUCGCGGUUGGGCUCACAAGCAUCCAGUGAGGGCUCAGGUAUGUUGGAUGUAUUACACUGCGUACUCAUUGAUUCACCAGAAGCAUUGAACAUGAUGCGUGACGAGCAUAUCAAAGUUAUUAUCUCGUUACUGGAAAAACAUGGUCGAGACCCUAAAGUUCUCGAUGUAUUGUGUUCUCUUUGUGUUGGCAAUGGUGUGGCAGUUCGGUCAUCGCAAAAUAAUAUUUGCGACUUUCUAUUGCCUGGAAAAAAUUUAUUGCUGCAAACCCAGUUGGUCGAUCAUGUAGCUAGCAUACGUCCCAAUAUUUUUGUCGGGCGCGUAGAUGGUUCCGCAAUGUACCAAAAAUGGUACUUUGAAGUCACUAUGGACCAUAUUGAACAAACCACUCACAUGAUGCCACAUUUAAGAAUAGGUUGGGCUAACACUUCUGGGUAUGUUCCAUAUCCGGGAGGCGGGAAAAAAUGGGGAGGAAACGGCGUGGGUGAUGACCUUUAUUCCUUUGGCUUCGACGGUGCUUACUUAUGGACAGGUGGACGACGUACUUUGAUUGUGAAUCAUUUACCUGAGGAGCCAUUUAUACGAAAGGGAGAUGUUAUUGGGGUUACAAUCGAUCUUUCAAUACCAAUCAUUACAUUUUCUUUUAACGGCAAUAAAGUUCGAGGCUGCUUCCGAGAUUUUAAUUUGGAUGGGAUGUUUUUCCCAGUUAUGAGUUGUUCCUCAAAACUAAGUUGCCGCUUUCUAUUUGGCGGAGACCAUGGGCGCCUAAAAUUUUCUCCACCAAUAGGGUUUUCCCCCCUGGUACAAUGUUUGAUGCCACAUCAAAAUCUAAGCUUAGAUCCAUGUUUUUACUUUGGAAACUUGUAUAAGAAUGUUUUGGCCGGACCAUGGCUUAUUGAAGAUGAUACCGCCUUUGUACCUAAUCCGGUUGAUACAUCUGGUGUAAUGCUUCCUUCUUCCGUUGAUCAGAUAAAAGAAAAGCUAGCAGAAAACAUACAUGAAAUGUGGGCUUUGAACAAAAUAGAGGCUGGAUGGUCUUGGGGGGAGCAUAGAGAUGAUUACCACCGAAUACAUCCAUGUCUUACACAUUUUGAGAAACUCCCAUCACCGGAACGUCGCUACGAUAGCCAACUGGCUGUACAAACUCUCAAGACUAUUAUAGCCUUAGGUUACUAUAUUACUAUGGAUAAACCUCCUGCCCGGAUUCGUCCUAUUCGUUUGCCAAAUGAGAUCUUUAUGCAAGCUAAUGGAUAUAAGCCCGCACCUCUAGAUCUUAGUGCAGUUACAUUAUCUCCUAAACUGGAGGAAUUAGUAGAUCAGUUGGCUGAAAACACACACAAUCUCUGGGCUCGUGAGCGCAUUCAACAAGGCUGGACUUAUGGGCUAAAUGAAGACUCCGAAAACCAUAGAAGUCCACACUUAGUUCCCUACUCAAAAGUCGAUGAAGCAAUUAAAAAAGCAAAUCGAGAUACAGCUUCAGAAACAGUGCGGACGCUCUUAGUUUAUGGAUAUGUAUUGGAUCCUCCCACAGGUGAAGGUAAUGAAGCCUUAUUAGCUGAAGCACAACGGCUGAAAUUCGCUGCAUUCCGCACUUAUCGGGUUGAACGAAAUUAUGCCGUAACUAGUGGCAAAUGGUACUUUGAGUUCGAAGUUCUCACAGCUGGACCGAUGCGUGUGGGGUGGGCUAGGGCGGAUUGCCAUCCUGGAACCAUGUUAGGCAGCGACGAUUCUAGUUGGGCGUUUGACGGGCAUAACGUUACUAAGAUGCACGGUGGAUCCGUGGAACACUUCGGUGUUCGGUAUGAGGCAGGUGACGUUAUUGGUUGUUUUAUCGAUGUCAUGGAGCGAACCAUCAGUUUUUCCCUUAACGGCGAGCUUCUUAUGGACGCCCUAGGUGGCGAAACAACCUUUGCAGAUGUGACUGCUGAAGGAGUAGGAUUUGUACCUGCCUGUACUUUGGGCGUAGGGCAGAAAGCACGAUUAAUAUACGGGCAGGACGUAGAUUCCCUAAAGUUUUUUACUACCUGUGGUCUUCAAGAGGGCUAUGAACCAUUUUGUGUAAAUAUGCGUCGCCCGGUUACUCAUUGGUAUACAAAAGAUCAACCCGUCUUUGAAAACACUGAGGAGAUGCCAGAUUGUAGAAUAGAUGUUACACGUAUACCAGGAGGUGCGGACACACCACCCCAUUUAAAAAUUUCUCAUAAUACUUUUGAAACCAUGGAGAAGGCUAAUUGGGAAUUUUUGCGUCUAUCUCUCCCUGUCACUUGUAUGAGCGAGUUCGUGAGUGAAAAUGAAAAGGCUCGAAGAUGGGAAGAAAUUAAAAUACGGCAGUACCGGUUACAACGCGAAGCUCAAGAUUUAGCUAACCAACAGCAAACAGCUGCAAAUGUGGAUCAUAUGCUUAAGGGUGGUUUUACUAUGAGCGAUAUAAAAAAUCUUAAUCAAAAUUUUGAAGACACAGCAGAAGCGGAUGAACAUCUGGCACGGAGUCCCGCAAGACCUCCUCGUAAAAACUCCUUGACGCGCAAUAUUACAUUCGAGUCAGACUACUCGAAUGAUAUGAGAGGAUCAACAGAUAUGGCAAACGGCCUCAAUGGAAUAAAUGGAACUGACGAGUUAGUCGACGAUAAGAAAAAACGCGGUAGAAGUCCGUUUAAGUUCUUCUCAAAGAAAUCACGUGAUCAAAGUAGAGAUAAAACGAGCGGUCGCAACCAGGAGACAUCGCUUGAACGGAGAAAUACUGUCGCACACGGCCGCAAUGUUAUUAAUGCACAAAUGACUACGAAAACACCAACGUUGCGCUUGAAUAACACCGAAAUGCCAGCUACUCCUAUGCCACAAGGACCUAAACAGCUAACCUCUACCACGUUGGGCCAACCCCCAAUAGAAGCAUCUGGAAACGAGUUAUUUGACGCAGAUUGCUUGAAGCUUAUAAAUGAGUAUUUUUACGGAGUGCGGAUCUUCCCUGGACAAGACCCUACUCAUGUGUAUGUGGGUUGGGUCACAACACAAUAUCACCUUCAUAGUAAGGAGUUCAACAAAUCGAAAGUACGUUGCGGCUCGGUUAUUAUUGAGGAUGAAUAUGAAGCAGUCAUGGAACGCAUUGAUCGUCAGAGCUGUUAUGUUGUAAGGGCUGAUGAACUUUUUAAUGAAGUAACGCAAGAUUCUUCCGGAAAGGGCGCCUCCCAGGGAAUGUUUAUUGGAUGUUUUGUGGACACAUCUACUGGUAUAAUUCGGUUUACGUGCGAGGGAAAAGAAACAUCUCACCGCUGGAUGAUGGAACCAGAUACGAAGCUUUUCCCAGCGAUUUUUGUGGAAGCAACCAGUAAAGAAAUAUUGCAAAUUGAAUUGGGGCGCACAUCUACGACUUUACCUCUAUCUGCUGCUGUAUUGCCUACAAGUGAUAAACACAUAAAUCCUCAGUCGCCUCCUCGUCUUAAAGUUCAAUGUCUCAGGCCUCACCAAUGGGCACGUGUCCCAAAUACUGCUCUUCAAGUACAUGCUCUUAAACUUUCCGAUAUCAGGGGUUGGUCUAUGCUAUGCGAAGAUCCUGUGUCAAUGCUGGCGCUUCACAUACCAGAAGAAGAUCGCUGCAUUGACAUUUUGGAAUUAAUAGAAAUGGAUAAAUUACUAUCAUUUCACGCCCAUACACUCACGUUAUAUGCUGCUCUUUGCUAUCAAUCUAACUAUCGUGCUGCUCAUGCUCUUUGCCAACAUGUUGAUCAAAAACAACUUCUUUAUGCUAUAAGGUCAGAAUAUAUGAGCGGACCUUUACGUCAAGGCUUUUAUGAUCUGUUGAUUGCCCUUCAUUUGGAAUCCCACGCUACCACUAUGGAAGUAUGUAAAAAUGAGUACAUAACUCCAUUAGGAACUGAGCUAAAAGAACUAUACAAUGAUGAAGAAAUGUGCCACUCAUUACGAUCACUCGUAACAGAAUCUGUGCGUCCACAAAUGCGAAUGACUGAGAUAACACCCCCUGUAUGUAUCCAAACAUCUAGUUUACCAAGUGUUUCCAGUGAACCGAUACCCAACAUCGAUCAGCUUUACUCUCCGAAAUUUCCGCUGGAAAUAGUAAGGGAAUUCGUAAUGGAGGCAUUAAAGGAAGCGGUUGAAGUAAAUCAGGUGCACAAUCGAGAUCCUAUUGGGUGGACUAACGAAAACUUAUUUCUUCCUCUUAUUAAGCUUACAGAUCGUUUACUAUUAGUUGGUGUACUAACAGAUGAAGAUGUACAGAAAUUACUGAUAAUGAUUGAUCCGGAAACAUGGGAUAAUACGUUCGAAAAAGAUGGCAAAGAUGAACAUCGGAAGGGAUUGUUAACAAUGAAAAUGGCAGAAGGCGCUAAACUUCAGAUGUGUUAUCUUCUCCAUCAUCUUUAUGAUAUACAACUUAGGCAUCGAGUUGAAAGUAUCAUAUCCUUUUCCCAUGAUUUUGUUGGUGAUUUGCAAGCAGAUCAACUUAGACGGUAUAUUGAAAUAAAACAAUCAGAUCUGCCUAGUGCUGUUGCUGCUAAAAAAACUAAAGAAUUCCGUUGCCCGCCUAGAGAACAGAUGAAUCAAAUAUUGUGUUUUAAGAAUCUCGAAUCAGAUGAUCAGGAAAAUUGCACCUGUGGUUUGGACUUAAGGAGCAGGUUGUAUGACUUUCAUGAUAGCCUCAUGAAAAAGGUGUCCCUUAAUGCUUUACAAGAGCCCGAUGAAGUCGACAGCAACGCCAUUGAGGAAGUAAAAACAGGACCAAUUACGAAGAUUUAUAACUUUAUAAAUACAGUAAAAGAACUCGAAGAAGGACCAAAGGAAGUUGAAGAACCAGAAAAGAAAACUCCCGAGGAGGUUUUCCGCAAAGUGUUAAUAAAAACUAUUGUUAGCUGGGCUGAAGAAUCACAAAUAGAAAAUCCAAAGCUUGUAAGAGAGAUGUUCAGCUUAUUGGUCCGUCAAUAUGACACCGUUGGCGAGCUGGUUCGAGCCCUUGGUAAAACUUAUGUCAUCAACAACAGAGCUAGGGAUGAUGUGGCGGAAAUGUGGGUAGGCUUAAGCCAAAUUCGUGCUUUGCUUCCAGUACAAAUGAGUCAAGAAGAGGAAGAACUUAUGAGGAAGCGACUUUGGAAAUUAGUAAAUAAUGCGACCUUCUUUCAACAUCCUGACCUUAUACGAAUAUUAAGGAUUCAUGAGAACGUAAUGGCUGUUAUGAUGAAUACGUUGGGACGCCGGGCACAGGCACAAAGUGACGCUCCAUCACAAACCGAAGGUGUAGAAGGAGCGCCACCAAAAGAAAAAGACACCUCUCAUGAAAUGGUUGUUGGUUGCUGUCGUUUUCUAUGUUAUUUUUGUAGAACAGGCCGUCAGAAUCAAAAGGCCAUGUUUGAUCACUUCGAUUUUCUAUUGGACAAUGCCAAUAUUUUGUUGGCACGGCCCAGCUUGCGGGGUUCCACUCCUUUAGAUGUGGCAUAUUCAAGUUUGAUGGAGAACACAGAAUUGGCUCUAGCACUUAGAGAACAUUAUUUAGAGAAAAUCGCAGUUUAUCUGUCCAGAUGCGGAUUGCAGAGCAAUUCGGAGUUGGUGGAAAAGGGGUAUCCAGAUCUGGGAUGGGAUCCGGUAGAAGGAGAACGUUAUCUGGACUUCCUUCGUUAUUGUGUAUGGGUGAAUGGCGAAAGUGUUGAGGAGAACGCAAACCUUGUCAUUCGUCUUCUUAUCCGACGUCCAGAAUGCUUAGGGCCGGCUCUAAGAGGAGAAGGGGAAGGUCUAUUUCGCGCAAUAGUCGAAGCAAAUCGCAUGUCCGAACGCAUUGCGGAUAGAUGCAAUAUGCAAGAUGAGGCAGAGGGCACAAUUGCUGGCUUAAAUUUCACACAUCCAUUGCCAGAAGGAGAUGAAGAUGAAGACUAUAUUGAUACAGGCGCAGCGAUUCUUAACUUUUAUUGUACACUUGUGGAUCUUCUUGGCAGAUGUGCACCCGAUGCUUCCGUUAUUGAGCAGGGUAAAAACGAAUCACUGAGGGCUAGAGCUAUUUUGAGAUCUCUGGUGCCACUGGAGGACCUUCAAGGUGUCUUAAGUUUAAAAUUUACACUGACGCAAACGGCGCCAGGAGAAGAAAAACCCAAGUCUGAUAUGCCAUCAGGACUUCUGCCGAACAAUAAACAGAGCAUAGUUCUGUUCCUGGAGCGAGUUUACGGUAUUGAAAAUCAAGACCUAUUUUACCGUUUGCUAGAAGAUGCUUUUCUUCCCGAUUUACGAACCGCCACUAUUCUUGAUAAGAGUGAUGGUUCUGAAAGUGACAUGGCCCUUUCGAUGAACCGGUAUAUCGGCAACUCAAUACUGCCUCUACUCAUAAAACAUUCAAAGUUUUACAAUGAGGCCGAGAAUUAUGCCAGCCUCUUGGAUGCAACGUUGCACACUGUGUAUAGAUUAUCUAAGAACCGUAUGCUCACGAAGGGCCAGAGAGAGGCAGUUUCAGAUUUCUUGGUAGCCCUUACAUCCCAGAUGCAACCUGCUAUGUUACUGAAACUUUUGCGCAAGUUGACGGUGGAUGUUUCCAAAUUAUCCGAGUACACAACUGUAGCGUUAAGACUCCUUACUCUGCACUUUGAUCGGUGUGCAAAAUAUUAUGGCUCUACUCAAGGUCAAGGUUCAUACGGCGCAUCAUCAGAUGAAGAAAAACGAUUGACAAUGCUCCUGUUUUCCAAUAUUUUUGAUUCUCUCAGUAAUAUGGAUUACGAUCCUGAAUUAUUUGGAAAAGCAUUACCUUGUUUGAUAGCUAUUGGCUGUGCUCUGCCACCUGAUUAUAGUUUAUCGAAAAAUACGGAUGAGGACUACUACGGCCGGCAGUCCGGUGCACCAGAUCAACCACAAUAUGACCCUCAGCCCAUUGACACCGACCAAGUGCAAUUGAACAACGACCUCGAAACCCUGGUGCAGAAAUUUAGUGAGCAUUACCACGAUGCCUGGGCUAGUCGCCGAUUGGAGAGUGGAUGGUCUUAUGGGGAAAUACGUUCCGACAAUGACCGCAAGCAUCCACGUCUUAAGCCAUACAACAUGUUAAGCGAUUAUGAACGUGAACGGUACCGAGAUCCUGUAAGGGAAUGUUUAAAAGCUCUAGUUUCUAUUGGUUGGCGCAUUGAACAGUCGGAUAUCGACGUCCCACUUAAUCACCGUGGAUCCACCCGACGUCAAUCCAAGCCACAAAUCAAUGAAAGUAGCCCGUUUAACUACAACCCACAUCCAGUUGACAUGACAAAUUUAACGCUGAGUAGAGAAAUGCAAAAUAUGGCAGAGCGUCUAGCUGAAAACUCGCAUGAUAUAUGGGCUAAAAAGAAAAAAGAGGAGUUGAACUCUUGUGGCGGAAUUAUACAUGCACAGCUGGUUCCAUAUGACCUGUUGACAGAUAAAGAAAAACGCAAAGACCGUGAACGUUCACAGGAAUUCUUAAAAUAUAUGCAAUAUCAAGGCUAUAAAUUACACAAGCCCUCUAAGGGAGGCGUUACUGAAGGUGAAGGAGGAGCCACUCAGGCAGCUGUGGAACUUCGUUUCUCAUACUCACUUCUCGAAAAGCUUAUACAAUACUUGGAUCGAGCUACAAUCAAUAUGAAGCUACUUAAGCCAUCAACGACAUUUAGUAGAAGAUCUUCCUUCAAAACAGCUUCUCGGGAUAUUAAAUUCUUUUCUAAAGUAGUACUCCCUCUAAUGGAAAAGUAUUUCUCCACACAUCGUAACUAUUUUGUUGCAAUGGCAACAGCAACUAACAUAACAGGGGCAGCAUCUUUAAAAGAAAAGGAAAUGGUUGCAUCAAUAUUUUGCAAGUUGGCAUCGCUUCUGCGGAAUCGUCUCAGUGCUUUUGGACCGGAUGUAAGAAUUACUGUCAGAUGCCUUCAAGUAUUGGUAAAGGGCAUAGAUGCUAAAACUCUGGUAAAAAACUGCCCAGAGUUCAUAAGAACUUCUAUGUUAACAUUUUUCAAUCAAACUGCUGAUGAUCUUGGUAAUACUAUUCUUAACUUACAAGAGGGCAAAUAUAGUCAUCUUCGGGGCACCCACCUUAAGACGUCAACUUCGUUAGGCUAUGUCAACCAAGUGGUACUGCCUGCGUUAACAGCCAUGUUUGAUCAUUUAGCCGCUUGUGACUAUGGCAGUGAUCUUCUUUUGGACGAGAUACAAGUGGCUUCAUACAAAAUAUUAGCGGCUUUAUACCACCUCGGUACUGAUGGGACACUAACACAUGAUCGCAAAUAUCUUAAAACCGAAAUAGAGAGACAUAGACCUGCUCUGGGCUCGUGCUUAGGUGCAUUUAGCUCCUGCUUCCCUGUAGCUUUCUUAGAACCACAUCUCAACAAGCAUAAUCAAUAUUCUCUACUUAAUCGUAUUGCAGAUCAUUCAUUAGAAGCCCAAGAUAUAAUGGUGCGAAUGGAAAGUUGCAUGCCCAACUUAGAAGCUAUUCUUGGAGAGGUUGACCUCUUUGUUGAAUCGGAAAAAACAUAUACCGAUGCACCGCAUAUAAUAGAUGUUAUCCUACCCCUACUUUGUGCCUACCUUCCCUUUUGGUGGGCACAGGGACCAGAUAACGUAAGCCCCACUAGUGGUAAUCAUGUUACCAUGGUUACUGCAGACCAUAUGAACUCACUUUUACGUAACGUUUUGAAAAUGAUCAAGAAGAAUAUUGGGAAUGAUAAUGCACCCUGGAUGACAAGAAUCGCUGCAUAUACACAGCAAAUAAUAAUUAAUACCUCCGAAGAGUUGUUAAAGGAUCCAUUCCUUCCGCUAGCAGAACGUGUAAAGAAACGGACAGAAAACAUGUUUCACAAAGAAGAGAGUAUGCGCGGCUUUAUUAAAUCAGCUACGGACGACACCUCCCAAGUUGAAACCCAGUUGCAAGAAGAUUGGCAACUACUUGUCCGUGAUAUUUAUUCGUUUUACCCACUUCUUAUUAAAUAUGUCGACUUGCAGCGAAAUCAUUGGCUUAAAGACAACAUACCUGAAGCUGAGGACCUCUACAACCAUGUUGCUGAAAUAUUCAACAUAUGGUCUAAAAGUCAAUACUUUUUAAAGGAGGAGCAAAAUUUCAUUUCGACCAACGAAAUCGACAACAUGGCGCUUAUUAUGCCAACAGCAACAAGACGAUCUGCUAUUACUGAAGGAGCUCCGGUAACUGGAGGCAAAGUUAAAAAGAAGAAGAAAAACAGAGAUAAGAAACGUGAUAAAGAUAAGGAGGUUCAGGCCAGUCUAAUGGUAGCUUGUUUGAAGCGUUUGCUUCCAGUUGGUUUAAAUUUAUUUGCUGGUCGGGAGCAGGAACUCGUGCAACAUUGCAAAGAUCGCUAUUUAAAAAAAAUGCAAGAGUAUGAUGUCAUCGAAUUUGCAAGAAAUCAGUUAACAUUGCCUGACAAAUUGGACCCCUCAGAUGAAAUGUCAUGGCAACACUAUCUCUACUCAAAAUUAGGUAAACGAGAGGAACUUGCAGAUGAACAAUCACUUGAAAAGGCCUCAAAUCAAAAUGAUAAGAACAAAGACAAAACGCAGGAAACUGUCGACCGAAUAGUAGCCAUGGCCAAAGUACUUUUCGGAUUGCAUAUGAUUGACCAUCCCCAACAACAAAGCAAGAACGUCUACAGGAGUGUUGUAUCUAUACAAAGGAAACGUGCCGUUAUUGCAUGUUUCCGCCAGACGUCUCUACAUUCUCUACCCAGACAUCGGGCUUGCAAUAUUUUUGCGCGAUCUUACUACGAACAAUGGCUUCAGGAAGAAAAUGUAGGCCAAGAGGUAAUGAUUGAAGAUUUGACACAAACGUUUGAGGAAUCGGAGAAAUCGAAGAAAGACGAAGAAGAGUCCGAAGGUAAGCCAGAUCCUCUAACGCAAUUGGUUACCACGUUCUGUAGAGGGGCCAUGACCGAAAGGAGUGGAGCUUUGCAAGAGGACUUGCUCUACAUGUCAUACGCACAAAUAGCCGCAAAGUCUUGUGGAGAAGAAGAAGAAGAAGGUGGUGAUGAAGAAGGAGGCGGAGAGGGUGGGGAAGAAGGCGCUAGCAUACAUGAGCAAGAAAUGGAGAAACAAAAACUUUUAUUCCACCAAGCGCGGCUUUCAAACCGAGGCGUAGCGGAAAUGGUGCUUCUUCAUAUAUCCGCAUCAAAAGGUGUGCCCUCAGAAAUGGUCAUGACAACUUUAAAUUUGGGCAUAGCAAUACUACGCGGUGGCAACAUAGAUAUUCAAAUGGGAAUGCUCAAUCACUUAAAGGAGAAAAAAGAUGUGGGCUUCUUCACAUCCAUUGCUGGACUUAUGAAUUCUUGUAGUGUACUAGAUUUGGAUGCAUUCGAACGCAAUACGAAAGCAGAAGAGUACAUUCCAAGUGCGGGUGCAGGUCUUGGCGUGGGCUCGGAAGGCGCUGCAGGCGAAAAGAACAUGCACGAUGCUGAAUUCACGUGUGCUCUAUUCCGCUUCAUUCAACUUACAUGCGAAGGCCACAACUUGGACUGGCAGAACUAUCUACGCACACAAGCAGGUAACACUACCACAGUGAACGUGGUAAUAUGUACUGUGGAUUACUUGCUACGACUACAAGAAUCAAUAAUGGAUUUCUACUGGCACUAUUCGAGUAAAGAGAUCAUUGAUCCUGCUGGAAAGGCAAACUUUUUCAAAGCGAUUGGGGUAGCAAGUCAAGUAUUCAACACGCUGACGGAAGUGAUUCAAGGCCCGUGUACAUUAAAUCAACAAGCUUUAGCGCACUCCCGUCUUUGGGACGCUGUUGGUGGUUUUCUUUUUCUCUUUUCACACAUGCAAGAAAAGUUAUCAAAGCACUCUAGUCAAGUGGACUUGCUGAAAGAACUGUUAAAUUUGCAGAAGGACAUGAUUACGAUGAUGCUUUCUAUGCUUGAAGGAAACGUUGUUAAUGGUACUAUUGGAAAACAGAUGGUAGAUACACUGGUUGAGUCAGCAGGCAAUGUUGAAUUGAUUUUAAAAUACUUCGAUAUGUUUUUGAAACUGAAGGAUUUGAUUGAGUCUCCAAGCUUCGCGGAAAUCGACCUAAAAAAUGAAGGUUGGGUAACUCCAAAGGACUUCCGAGAUAAAAUGGAGCAGUCGAAGAAUUACACACCGGAUGAAAUGGACUUUCUUUUGGCAUGCUGUGAACGUAAUCACGAAGGCAAGAUUGACUAUGGUGAUUUUGUUGAUCGCUUCCACGAACCAUCAAAAGAGAUCGGUUUCAAUCUGGCUGUUUUAUUGACUAACUUAAGUGAACAUAUGCCUAAUGAGCCCCGUUUAGCGCGUUUCUUAGAGACUGCUGGAUCCGUGCUUAAUUAUUUUGAACCUUUCCUAGGACGAAUCGAGAUUUUAGGCAGUUCCAAACGAAUCGAGCGAGUAUAUUUCGAAAUUAAAGACUCAAAUAUUGAACAGUGGGAGAAGCCUCAAAUUAAAGAGUCAAAACGGGCAUUUUUCUAUUCCAUAGUCACUGAAGGUGGUGACAAAGAGAAACUAGAGGCCUUUGUAAACUUUUGUGAGGAUGCCAUCUUUGAAAUGACCCAUGCUUCAGGUUUAAUGGCUACAGAUGAUGGUGGUGGUAAUGUAAAGCGUGAUACCGCCUAUAGUUCAUACAUGAGUGAAGAGGAAGAAGAGCGGGCCGCACGUGAUCCCAUUCGGCGAACCAUACAAGCUAUUAAAGAUGGCCUUAAAUUUGUAAUAUAUAUGCUGAGUCCAUCCAACAUAAAACAUCAAAUAGGAGCAAUGCAAACCAAGUCGGUGCCGGAGUUAAUCAUUGGAUUUUUCAAAUUAAUAUUUUACAUGUUCUACUAUACUGGCUAUGGAAAUUUCUGUGUGGUUCGAUACAUUUUCGGAAUACUUAUGAAUCUAAUGCGUGGCCCAGCUCCAGAAGAAAUUGAAGCUCCAACAGUGGAUGAAGAGCCAUUUGGUAAGGCCUUGCUCCCACUACCUAUUGAAGAGCCACCUGGGCCAGAGUUGAACAAGGAUGAAAGCGGACAAUAUAAAGUAACAGUACGUGAAUCCCCAAGUGGAAAUGGUUUGGAAGUAACGGGUGAAUUAAGUACAGAAGAGGGAGGAGUGGCUGCCGACCAAUCAGUAGAAUUCGAUCAGUAUCAAAUUCAAGAGCCAAUUUCCAUCGUAGACUUACUAGGCGGAGAGGCAGCCAAAAAAGCGGCACAAGAACGACAAGAAGCUCAGAAAGCCCAGGAAGCAGCUAUGGCUUCUAUUGAAGCUGAGGCAAAGAAGACUUCAGCUACUGCUCAAGAAACGCCUGCUGUUCAUCAAAUAGACUUUGCUCAAUAUGCUCACAGAGCUGUUAGCUUUCUGGCACGCAAUUUUUAUAAUCUCAAAUAUGUAGCAUUGGUACUAGCUUUUAGCAUCAAUUUUAUGUUACUAUUUUACAAAGUGACAUCUUUCGGUGAUGAUGAAGAAACUUCAGGUGACGAUGAACUCAUUCUUGGCUCAGGAUCUGGUGGUGGCUUAGCUGCAUCCGGGUUUGGUGGUGGUUCGGGAGAUGGUUCUGGAGAUGACGAAGGCGGAGAAGAAGAUUUACCGGAACUAGUGCAUGUUGACGAAGAUUUCUUCUACAUGGCUCAUGUUAUACGGAUUGCUGCAAUGUUACAUAGUUUGGUUUCUCUCGCUAUGCUGAUUGCGUACUACCAUUUAAAGGUGCCUUUAGCUAUAUUUAAGCGAGAAAAGGAAAUUGCACGUCGAUUAGAAUUCGAUGGGCUUUUUAUUGCUGACCAACCAGAAGAUGAUGACUUUAAGUCACACUGGGACAAAUUAGUGAUAUCGGCGAAAUCGUUUCCUGUAAACUAUUGGGACAAGUUUGUAAAAAAGAAGGUGAGACAGAAGUAUAGCGAAACUUAUGACUUCGAUUCAAUAUCUAAUCUACUCGGUAUGGAAAAAAACGCAUUCAUGGCACAAGAUAGCGAAGAAGGUGGCUUGGUGAAGUACAUAAUGAACAUAGAUUGGCGCUAUCAAGUAUGGAAGGCGGGUGUUACAUUUACCGACAAUGCCUUCCUUUACUCACUGUGGUAUUUUUCUUUUUCUGUGAUGGGAAACUUUAAUAAUUUCUUUUUCGCUGCUCAUUUGCUGGACGUCGCUGUAGGUUUCAAAACUCUUCGAACCAUUUUACAAUCCGUCACACAUAACGGAAAACAACUAGUGCUCACUGUGAUGCUCUUAACGAUAAUUGUAUACAUAUACACUGUAAUUGCUUUUAACUUUUUCCGGAAGUUUUACAUUCAGGAAGAAGAUGAGGAGGUGGACAAAAAGUGUCACGACAUGCUGACUUGUUUUGUAUUUCAUUUAUACAAAGGCGUACGGGCCGGAGGUGGGAUUGGUGAUGAAAUUGGAGAUCCGGACGGUGAUGACUACGAAGUUUAUCGCAUUAUUUUCGACAUAACAUUUUUCUUCUUUGUCAUCAUUAUACUCCUGGCCAUUAUUCAAGGUUUGAUUAUUGACGCUUUUGGAGAGCUUCGUGAUCAACUUGAGUCGGUGAAAGAAAAUAUGGAGUCCAAUUGCUUUAUAUGCGGAAUGGGCAAAGAUUUCUUCGAUAUAGUACCUCACGGUUUUGACACACACGUGCAAAAAGAACACAAUCUGGCAAACUACAUGUUCUUCUUGAUGCAUCUCAUCAACAAACCGGAUACAGAAUAUACCGGACAAGAGACAUAUGUGUGGAAUAUGUACCAACAGCGCAGUUGGGACUUCUUCCCCGUAGGUGACUGCUUCCGUAAGCAGUAUGAAGACGAGCUUUCAGGCGGAGGUGGUGGGGGUUAAUUUUAACAAAAAAAUUUUAAUCAAAACGAACUCUAAAUGUUUUUAAAAGUAAGGAGAGAAAUUAUACCCACAAAUCUUGUAUACAUAUUAUAUCAACUACUUUUGUGUAAAUAUUUAAUUUUUUCUUUGUGAACGAUGUUUUUAAGUUGCUUGUAUCCUGAAAAUUCCUAAUAAUAUCUAUAAAAAACCAUUAUUUUUGAAUCAAGAAUUUUUAUUGUUGAUAGCUCAAAUGAACGCGUUAGUUAAAUCGAAAACAUAACCUUCCAGCGAAAAUUUGUUGAGCUAAUCCCAAACCAAUGAUAUGCAUAGUAAUUAUUGCAUAUAAGAAAGUCGUAUUCAACAAAGAAUUGGAAAGUGCUUUGGUGUACCAAGUACAAUUUAUUAAACAUAUAUUUAGAAGAAAACGGUUUUAGGAAAGGAUUAAAAUAAGAAAGGAUUUUCUGAACUAA